CGGGGUGAUUAAAAAAUGCCUCAUUUUUGGGACUACUUCUCAAAAAGUCCGCAUAAACAGCGGAAUUUACAAGACGGCCUGUUUCAAAUCGCGUCUCAAACAUGCAAUUUACUCGUUCAAGUGAACAACACGAACAACAUUAGUUACGGAAAUGGUAGUACAAAUAUUCAUCUCAACGAUAUUUCCAUCCCUUUAACGCGCCCCGAAGUGCCGAACCCGCAAAAUGACACCGACAGGGAGCAACUGCUGGUCCUCAUACCUCGGAAAAUGUCGAAAAUCAAAGGUCCAGGCUUGGGGAAACGCUUAUCGACUGUGUUAGAAGACCAGGGGGGCCAUCUCGACGACGACAAUCACUUAUGGGGCCACAGCCACAACCAGGACUGCGACGGCAGUCCCAUUCGAAACAGAUGGGGUGAAAAAAACAAAUGGUGUCGGCCUUCCUGCAUCCCCAUUUCGUUAAUCUGCGUUUUGAUCUUCCUCGUAGUUCUUUUACCCCUUUUGGACCACGCCACUGAACGGGCUUUGGAGGACUUGAACAGGGCCGUACUAGAACCCUGUAACACUUGUAGUCCAUCACUGGUGGAAAGCAUCCCCGAAGGCCUCAUUUUCAACAACAGUCUUGUGCACUCUUCAACGUUCGAAACGUGGUUCAAUUUGAUCCAAUCGGCGGAAAGGACUAUAGAAAUAGCCUCAUUUUACUGGACUUUGAGACAGUCAGAAGUGUACCCCGACCCGUCAUCAGUCAAAGGCGAGAUUAUUUUCCAAGCCUUGUUGAAGGCAGGAACCGAUAGGAGGAUUUCAAUAAAAAUAGCACAAAAUUCGCCGACUCAAGAUAAUCCAAAUGUGGAUACUGAGCUUUUAGUUAAGCGAAAAGCAGCUCAAGUGAGGAGUUUAAAUUUUGCAAAAUUGCUAGGUGGGGGUGUGUUACACACGAAAUUUUGGAUUAUUGAUAGGAAACAUGUGUAUAUCGGGAGUGCUAAUAUGGAUUGGAGAGCUCUAACUCAAGUCAAAGAAAUGGGGUUGGUGAUUUAUAAUUGUAGUUGUCUGGCUGAGGAUCUGGGGAAGGUUUUUGAUGUGUAUUGGAAAUUGGGUGAAGACGGAGCGAAAAUCCCUGAUCAAUGGCCCUCCAAUUUGUCCACAAAUAUUAAUGUGAAUACUCCUAUGAACCUCACUAUCAGUAAUGAAACCUUUCAAACAUACAUAUCGAGUUCACCGUUGUCUUUCAACCCUUCUGGACGAACCAACGAUAUCGACGCUUUACUCAACGUCAUCCACCACGCCGAAAAAUUGAUUUACAUCGCCGUCAUGGAUUACUUCCCCUUGACCAUUUACACGCCAAAAAUGAAAUUUUGGCCGAAAAUCGACGAUGCCUUAAAAACAGCCGCCAUCGAAAACAACGUCAAAGUAAAAAUGUUGAUCAGUUGGUGGAACCAUUCGAGAUCGUCGGAAGACAAUUUCUUAAAAUCACUUGCUUCCAUUAAUUUGGCGUAUCCAAGAGUAUCGAUCGAAGUGCGACGGUUUAUUGUGCCUUCAAACAAGGAACAAGAAAAAAUACCUUUCGCUAGAGUUAACCACAAUAAAUAUAUGGUUACUGACAACACCGCUUUUAUAGGCACUUCUAAUUGGUCGGGAGAUUAUUUCAUUGAUACGGCGGGGGUUUCUUUUGUUUUGCAUGAUCCGGUGUUUGACAGGAAUGGCAGUGAAACCACUCUAAGAAGCGAACUACAAGCCGUAUUUGAAAGAGAUUGGAACUCUAAUUACUCAUUUCCAUUAACAUUUUAAAUGGUUUACUGAGACAUUCAACUUGUUUAAUUUAAGACAAUUAUUUUUCCCGUUUACACGCCAUUUUCUACUUUUUUUCUGUUUCAUAUUUAAAAAUUGUAAGUGCCUCAUUAAAAUUGUAUUUUUUUAAAACUUUUGCUCAUAUAAAUCAUGUUAAAAAUAACACAAUGUUAGAUAUGUUGUUUGAAUCUUUGCGAAAAUAAAUUUUUGGGAACUAAA
This is a messenger RNA of Tribolium madens (black flour beetle), 2001 nucleotides long. RefSeq names its product 5'-3' exonuclease PLD3-like. Gene Ontology annotation, molecular function: catalytic activity. The transcript is spliced from 8 exons. The record is from RefSeq and is a predicted model, not a curated record. Lineage: Eukaryota; Metazoa; Arthropoda; Insecta; Coleoptera; Tenebrionidae. The coding region runs from base 16 to 1782 and encodes 588 amino acids.